AUGGGGGAUGCUAGUAAACAGGAAAAGAGGAAGAAGAAUCCUAAUGAUGUAGUUAUUGUGAUAUUAAAUCAGAAGGAAGGUUAUCAUAUAGCACAUGCUAAUAUGUUAAAAGCAAGCAUUGUUGAACAAGCAGAUGGUCUUGACAAGGAUUCUCCUAAAAUUAUCUUAUCUCAUGAAUUGAAUAUUAAUGGAUCUUGGACAAUAGUACCACUAUUGGAUUUUUUAUUAGAUACAUAUAAAACUUCAAAAUGGUUUUUCUUUUGUCUAGAAAAUACUGUAAUUAGAUUAAAUAAAUUGUUGAGUAUUCUUUCCAAAUUCAAAGUAAAUAAAAAUUUGUGGAUUGGCCAUGCAUUAUAUGAUCAUGAACCCACUAUUAUACAUCAUUUUGCAGAUCAUAAUAAGAAAUUUAAAUAUCCACAUAUAGCUUCAGGUUUUGCAAUAACAUCAACUUUAUUAACAAGCUUAGUAAAAAACAUUAAUGAAGAUGAGAGAUCUAAAGAUAUGUUUUCAAUUGAUGCAUCAUAUGAAUUUGCAUCUUUUGUCUUAAAAGUUGAUAAAGGAGUAAGAUUAACACAUGUGUCUGAAAUAUGUAUUGUAUCUAGUUCUAACUGUGCUACAUAUCCAAGAUUUUUUCAUCCAUGUGGUUCAUCAGUGUCUCCUGAAAAUGUAUAUUUUGCUGUAAAAACUUGUGCAAAGUAUCAUGUUGAGAGGAUUCCUAUAAUUAAAAAGACAUGGGCAAAGUAUGCUACAAAUAUUGGCUACUUUAGUGAUGCAGUUGAUAAUUAUUUGCCUGAUGCUUUUGUUAUGCCAAAUACAACAUAUGGUCAUUGUGCAAAAACGUAUAAUAUUUUAGUGGAAGCAGAUAAAAUUCUAAAAAGAAGAAGUUUAAAUUGGUUAAUAAUAAGUGAUGAUGAUACAAUUUUUAGUGUAGCACGUUUAUUACGCUUAUUAACAUGCUACAAUUCAAACAUUCCACUUGCUAUUGGAGAACGAUAUGGUUUCCAGCUGUGGAACAAUAUUUAUGGAUAUGAAUACUUAACAGGGGGAGCAGGUGUUGUUUUAUCUGCACCUUUAGUUCAUGAAAUGGUAAAAUCGGGUAAAUGUGACUGUCCAUCAUCUUCAACCCCUGAUGAUAUGUACCUAUUUGGUAUAUGUUUAGCACGAAUUGGAGUACAACUAGUACAUUCGCCAAUGUUUCAUCAAGCACGUCCUACAGAUUAUGCAACUGCAUAUCUUGCUUCACAAGAACCUGUAUCAUUUCACAAAUUUUGGAUGCUUGAACCACAAAUGGUUUAUGACGAAUGGUUUGCAGAAGCGGAUAAAUUCUUAAGUAUAAGUGAAAAACACAUAGAAUUAUAA
Messenger RNA from Habropoda laboriosa, 1359 nucleotides. Its product is annotated as beta-1,3-glucosyltransferase. The transcript is spliced from 9 exons. Gene Ontology annotation, molecular function: acetylglucosaminyltransferase activity. Lineage: Eukaryota; Metazoa; Arthropoda; Insecta; Hymenoptera; Apidae. Gene Ontology annotation, cellular component: membrane. Bases 1 to 1359 code for a protein of 452 amino acids. The record is from RefSeq and is a predicted model, not a curated record.